Striga asiatica is the source of this 300-nucleotide messenger RNA. Lineage: Eukaryota; Viridiplantae; Streptophyta; Magnoliopsida; Lamiales; Orobanchaceae. The record is from the annotation of a GenBank genome assembly.
AUGCCCGGCUGCAAUGGUAUAUUUGUGAAGCAGAGAUCCGUCGACGGCUGCUCGCCGUCACCACUUCAUCAUCGUCGUCCGCGUCUUACUCACCCAUCCUUGGGACCAUGGGGCUCCACAAUAACGGCGAAGAGAACCACCGAUGGACGACGGCUUCAAACAUCCUGUCCGCCGGAAAUCGGAAAUAGAAAACGGCGACGCCGUGAUGGUGGUGGACUUAUCUGCUCAAACGAAAGUUUCAGUCGCCUCAGGUUCAUGAUGAUUCCGACGGAAACGGUCGAUCAACGGCGGAUUUGUUAG